Leptinotarsa decemlineata (Colorado potato beetle) is the source of this 2842-nucleotide messenger RNA. RefSeq lists its product as uncharacterized. NCBI's taxonomy places the organism in Eukaryota, Metazoa, Arthropoda, Insecta, Coleoptera, Chrysomelidae. The record is from RefSeq and is a predicted model, not a curated record.
AGCUCAGUGCAGUCGCUGUAAUCGAAGGCUUAGGAAAGGUCGCCUACUAGAUCAACUCGCGAUUGCGAGGCCGACUCAUUCGACGGUGUUUUGUUUUGGUCGAUUAUCGCGGCCGGUGGUGUGUGUUUAUCGUCUGUGAUUGUGCGUCACCAAAAAUGGGCAACAAAUUGUGCAAGAAGAAAGUGGACGCUGUGGAUAACGCUGCAGUCAAGUCGCCUACGACUUUCGACAGGAUAAUCAAUAGAUUACACAUUCGACCUAGUGCCUGGAAGUCGGAUUCGCAGCUCGACCAGAAGCAAGUGAAUAGAUAUGACAUUAGCUCCGUAGAACCGACCUCCAAGCAAGAAACCGUUAUCAAAACCAAACCCCUUUCACGAUCUUCGGACUGGACAGAUGCAGAUCUAGAGGUGCCCGAUAAAGAAGAACACAUCCACCUGCGCAAUCCCAAACUUUCCAUAAUUUUCAACAACGAGAAUGGCACUCCCACGCCUCCACCAAGGAAACACAAAAAAAAUUUCCGCGAGAAGAUCGAAGCAGUGGCUAAAUCGGGAUUGCAGGCUUUUCAGCAGAAAAAACCGGUGGAAGAGACGAUUUGUGUGAAGAAAACGAUAAAUUAUAAGUGCCCUCUGUGCGACCAAGACGAAAGUGGUCAUAAUAGAGACCACCACCAUAACCAUAAUCACAAUAAUCACGACAAUGCAAAAACGAACAAGAAUGGUAAUCAGAAGGAGAGAAGGAACUCGAAAACUGAGAAAGAAAGCCUGAAGAGGAUGAAUAAGAACUUAUCCGUGAUGUCUCUACCGAACUAUGAUGAAUUGAAGUUGACAGUGACGCACUUUGAAGAUAUCGAUAAAGGACCUUCUUCCCUGAAAAUCAACUCGAAUAAACGAAACACUUCUGAAACCUGCCUUCCAACCGACUCGAAAAAACCAACAAGUGGAUCCACAGGAAAACUCGACGCGUACAUCACAAGAUGCCGCAGCUUCGGUUCCAUCUUCCCUCAGCAGCUCAAGAAACUCCGCUCACGAAAAGCCCCCGCAGAAAUAGAGAGCGACGAUUCCUUCGGAGGGUUAGAAGACUGGGAUCUGGGUCUGUUGGAGCACUACAACCCCAAGGACGCAAGCCUGCCUCGUCCCAGAAAAACGCAGAGGAACAGCAAGGAAAUAAUAUCCGACAUAGAGAGUCUCAUUGUGGCUGAAGAGGAUAUCGAGAAGCCCAAGCCUCCGGUGAGGAGGUCUGAGUCUCUGGUGAAGAAGAUCAACAGAGAGAAUGCCCAAACUGCCCUCAAAAGAUCUACUGAGCUGCUUUGCAACAAGAGUGAACCAUGUCACAGUCCAACUCCACCCCCUUCUCCAAAUCCAGGACCGAAAAUCGUAGCUGCUAACUUACCCACAGAGGCAGAUGGUCAAGUUGAGCAUUCAAGUUUGAUGAGGAUUCUUGAGCAGUUUAGUAUGAAGGACAAGCAGAAUAAUGAUGAAGCUCCGAAAGCUGAAGAAGUUGCUCUCAAAUCGACCAUAAGUAGCAAUCAGUCCUCUUUAACACCCUCGCUUCUAGAAUUUGAGAAAAAUAUUACGGUUAAUUCUAUGGAAGAUUUUAUCAAUGCAGAGAAAUUAAAUACGGAUAGGGACCUUGUGAACAAUAAUUUUAAGGUGAUAGUUACGUAAGUUUAUGUGAGGGUUGUGCUGGUUUUAAUUUCGUCUGGGUUAGUUUUGGUUUCUUCAACUGUAACUCGAAGCCCGAUUCUGAGAAGAUUGUAGAAAACAAUAUCUGAAUGAGAAUGGUUCAGAAGUUUAUACCACCAACUAAUUUUACAUAUUUUUGGAUGUUCUAUAACUUUUAUGUCUAGGUUAUUGCAUUUACACAUCAAAGAGUAGUUAUUAAAAAUCUGUUGAAAUUUAUUUUUUCGUCAAUCAGCUGUCGCCUUCCAACAAGCGACAACUCUCAGAAGGAGAAACGUGUGCGAGCUCAAGAUUAACGAGGUCUUAUUUUUCAACGUGCGAAAUAGCCUAGUUGGCGUGUACUGGAAAUUACAAAAAAAAUGUAAAUAUCUAUAGUACGACCCAACAAAAAUGUAUUUCAAAGCGAUCCUCACUGGUAUCGAAAUUUUUAAUAUUCUCAGAAUAACUUACAACCUUAUAUUCCGAAAGCAGUAUGAGGUGUGUAUGAUGAAGUAAGGGUUUAUAUCCCCUACAUGUGUUCACUUUUCUCAUUUUCAUUGAUGUAAAAAAAUUAAAGAUUCCACAUGAGCUAAACUACGGUGAUUCAUAUAGUCAUACAAAACAUUAAGUGGGGAAUUUAUUUUGGGAAAUAUUCACUUCGGACAAAGUGAAAGAGUGCAUUUUCUUGAAAUUUACUUUUUCGAGUUACUGCCUACUCAAAAAACUUAAUUUUCGAAAUGAAGUAUUGCACAUACAUUUUCCUAACAAGAAUGAAAUAGUAAUUUUAAUUUUGUUUUGAAGUGAAUAUCUGUCAAUUCUUUUCCUCCCAGUUACUUUUUCUACCAUCGAUGAUGAUGUUGGCAUGUAGUUUGGUAAAAUAAAAAUGUAUGAAUUGAAUAUUUUCAAUCUAUCUCAAAAUAUGUGAAUAAUUUUAAGAGCACAUCAUUUUCGUUUCUUCAGAAUCGAACUCUCAUUAAUGAAAUUUGGAGUAACCUAUAAAUAUUUCUGGUUGCAAACGCUGAAACAAAUACGAUCAAUGGAUUCUUGAUGAUUUUGAUAGGAUUAUUGUUUCCCUCCUGGAACAUGUAAUAUAGUUGGAUUUGUAUAUAAAGCAUCUAGAUUUUUUUGUAUGCUAUUGAAUUAAGUUUGUUUAAAUUAUUCAAUUAAAGAAACUGUACUAACGA